GUACGGUAUUUGUUAUUAAAAUGUAAAUAAUAUUGACAAAAAUUGCAUUAAUCACAGGAAUAUUUUAUAGUUUUGAUGUUAAAUGUAAUUCAAAAAAAUUCUAAUGGCUUACACUGAAAAAGUUUUGCUUAGUGGCACAGCACUUUCGUUCUUAUUUUACGAGUGUUUAAACUCCGAUAAUAGCCAGGAAGGAUUUCUAUUGGGAGACAUAAGUUCACGUGUAACUAAUCACAUAUCAGAUUCUCAAAAUGAUAACCCUCGACUUGACACUCAAAUAUUGGUUAGAAGUGUUUUGCCCCUACCGUCGGCAUCACUGUUUUAUCUUCCAACAGGAAAAUUGAGAGAAGAUGUUCUAUCGGAGAUUCUCGCUCAAGCCGCGUCCGACGUGGUGGGAUGGUACAAAUAUAGGAAGAACACUAGCAUCAAGCCGACAUUUCGAGAUAAGAAUGUAUCUAAAGGACUUCAGAGAUAUUUUGAAAAGUAUCAAGAAAAGAAAACUUUUGUCUCAUGUUUCCUGUCAAGUAAGGAGUCAUCGGCGUCAUCGACACACACUAUAGUAUAUAAAUUUGGUAAAAUUAACUGCUUUGACUACUAUGAAUACAUAGAAGAUGUCACUGGUAAUUUAGGAGAAAAAGUAACCGGUUACAAAAAGGCACAAAUGCCAUCGGCUCAUUGCAUAUUCAAUAGAAUUGUUAAAGAGAGCAACGUCCAUACCAACAACACCAAUGAUGCUAUAAUGCUAAUACAGAAAGCCGUAGAUGAGAGAUUAACAAAAGAAGCCAAAAUAGCAGCAAAAAAUGAGUGCACUAUAAGAGAACUCGAGAAUGAAAUCAAAGAGAUGACCAAAAUGCUGUGCGAACGGCAAUGUUUUGAAUUACAAGAAGCAUAUGAAACUAUGAUCAAGGAGAAAACUGUCAAUAGACAAGCUGAAAUGGCUCAGGCGUGCAUUGAAGCAAUGAAAACUCCUACAACUGUAGAUAUUCUUAGUGCACCAAAUAUCAUCAUAAACAAUAGUUUGUCUGGUGGUGAGAAAUCCAUUCACACUAUAAACACUAGGGAUAGAUCACCAAGUCCCAUCCUAUCACCCUCAACCUCUUCUAACAAGGCAAAGGUCAACUAUGCUUCUAUUGUAAAGAAAAAAUCUGAACAGCCUUCGUCAAGCACUACCGCAAAUGAAGAUUUAAUUAUUUUUGAUGUGGAAGACAAACAAUAUCAAAAACCAAUUAUCAUCAAUGACAAUGUAAGCUUAGGGGGAAGUUCUCCGGAGUAUUAAAGUGCCUUAAUUCGUUAAAUAUUUUAGUUACCAUAUAAUGAUCAUUAUUUUGUUAGUAUCUACCUAGCUCUUAUUUGUUAAACUUAAUUUAGUGUUAAUGACUGUUAUGGAUACCCUAACAAAAUCGAAUUGUAGGGCCAAAGCCGAUACAAAAGCAAUACUAUCCUUGUGCAUUUAUUAGAAAUUUUGAUCCUGAUUCUGGGGCCAUAAAAGAAACCUUUUUGAGACUCAAACAAUUGAAUGAGAAUGCCGCGCCCCGCACUAAUAACGUCAUUUCACAUUUGUUAGAGUAGGACGCUGCAUUCUCGUUCAAUUGUUUGAGUCUCAAAAUGGUUUCGUGGUCCGGCCCCUAAUUAGAAAUUAAAUUAUGUUUACCAGUGAAGAGAUUGCUCAAGAAUAUUUCUAUGAGAUA
Molecule: messenger RNA, 1685 nt
Organism: Aricia agestis (brown argus)
Lineage: Eukaryota; Metazoa; Arthropoda; Insecta; Lepidoptera; Lycaenidae
Product: BRISC complex subunit FAM175B-like
Exons: 3
Coding region: 104-1273 (389 amino acids)
Biological process (GO): protein K63-linked deubiquitination; attachment of spindle microtubules to kinetochore; mitotic spindle assembly
Cellular component (GO): nucleus
Molecular function (GO): polyubiquitin modification-dependent protein binding; microtubule binding
Source: RefSeq, a predicted model, not a curated record